CUCCCGCCCCCGCAGCUCCUGCACCUGCGCUCGGGCCGGCGGGUGCGCAGCAACGGCACAGGGCGUUGUUCCGUCCCUCCCGUAGGGAUUUCUCGUCUCUUUAAUGUCCGCCUGAGCCACCGCGCAGCUCCGCAGGGGCCGGCGCUCUUCGCCUGGGAGCCUCAAAACAACGCCGGGAGGUGGGGGCAAGGGGGUCCCUCUCCCUCCCCAGCGCCCCCCAGCACUGCGCAGGCAGCCUGCCAGGCGGGUGGCCCGAGAGGAGGGGCCUUAGGGAGGUUUUCUGGAGGUCCCGCUGUUACCCACAGCCCCGAGAGCGCAGGAAAGAGGCUAAUCCCAUUUCGCGAUUUACCGGCCCCGCUGCGAGCAGGUGAGGCGGCGGCAGAGGUGGGCAGCGUGGGCCGUGCCCCCGCCCGGCUGGGCCCCGCCGGCCGCAGCAUGUCCGUAACGGAUCAAGCCUUUGUGACCCUCGCUACUGAUGAUGUGUACUGCCAAGGUGCUCUGGUUCUUGGACAGUCCUUGAGGAACCAUACGACAUCUAGAAAACUGGCAGUAUUAAUUACACCAGAGGUUUCCACUGGGAUGAGGUCUGUCCUCCGCAGUGUGUUUGACGAAGUAAUCGAGGUGGAUGCCCUUGACAGCGCUGACUCUGUCCAUCUGGCUCUGAUGCAGAGGCCAGAAUUGGGUGUAACCUUCACGAAGCUUCACUGUUGGACUCUUACUCAUUAUAGUAAAUGUGUCUUCAUGGAUGCAGACACUUUGGUGCUUUGCAAUGUCGAUGAGUUGUUUGAUCGAGAAGAGUUUUCAGCAGCUCCUGAUUCUGGCUGGCCUGACUGCUUUAACAGUGGUGUAUUUGUGUUCCGACCUUCUUUGAAAACCUACAACCUGCUGCUCCGGUUUGCUGCUGAGCAUGGCAGCUUUGAUGGAGGUGAUCAAGGCUUGUUGAAUAGCUUCUUUAGCAACUGGGCAACAGCAGACAUUGGCAAACACUUACCCUUCCUCUAUAACUUAAGCAGCAGUGCAGUAUAUACAUACGUUCCUGCUUUCAAUCAUUUUGGCAGAGAUGCUAAAGUCGUUCACUUCUUGGGAGCGACAAAGCCCUGGAACUACAAAUACAACCUUCAAACAAAGAGAGUUAUGCAGGAUGGCACCACCGCUGGAUCUUUUCAUCAGCUGUCGUUUCUGGCCCUCUGGUGGAAUAUAUACAGUGCCAGUAUAUUGCCUUUGUUCGAAAAGUUCCAAAAGAUGGAAGAAUCAGAAACUGAGGAAUGCAAGCACACUUUCAGUGGAGUUGAAAUUACACUGAAAAAGGUCAGUCCUCCUGUGGCCAAUUCACUGCAAAUGCCUGAGCUUCCAGAGCAGACACAUGAAACAUAUCCCACAACAUGUUCACCUGAGGAAGUCGCUUUCACAGCUCAACCUGUGUGUGAAGUUGAGCAAAGCGGUUCUAGCGUCCAUCUCUCUGAGCAUGACAGACCUUCAGAACAACUUGUAUUUCAUCCUGUGGUUCAGGAAACCUCAGAACUGAAUGAGGUCGCGAAUUCUGUUUCAGAGCUGUCUAUUCGCUUCAAACCAGAGGAACCGAGUCCAGAAGAUGAACGGAGAAAAUGGGAGGAAGGGCGCAUGGACUAUAUGGGGAAAGAUGCUUUUGAACAUAUCAAAAAGAAAUUGGAUGCAUUUUUACAUUAAGAUGGAGUGUACUGUAAUGGCCGUCAUGAUCUGUUUCUUCUAUAAAUUCAAUCCUUGAAUA
This is a messenger RNA of Columba livia (rock pigeon), 1747 nucleotides long. RefSeq names its product glycogenin 2 (gene GYG2). Gene Ontology annotation, molecular function: glycosyltransferase activity. Gene Ontology annotation, cellular component: cytoplasm. The transcript has 10 exons. The record is from RefSeq and is a predicted model, not a curated record. NCBI's taxonomy places the organism in Eukaryota, Metazoa, Chordata, Aves, Columbiformes, Columbidae. The coding region runs from base 436 to 1686 and encodes 416 amino acids.